AGUGGUCUUCCUGCCAGCUCGUAUCUCAUAACAGAGCAUCACCAGAUCAUCGAUUGAGGUCGCAAAUCGCUCAUUGAACUAUCAGCUGCCUCUAUUUCAUCCGCACACACCCUUCAGAACUUUGAUCUUCCAUGUCGGACAUCACCGGUGCUCAGUUGGUCGCUCGAACGCUAAAAGACCUCGAGGUGGACGUCGUCUUCGGUAUCGUGGGCAUACCGGUGAUCGAAGUCGCGCAGGCGUGUAUAAACAGCGGAGUACGCUUUAUAGGCUUCAGAAACGAGCAGAGUGCAGCCUAUGCGGCUGCGGCUUAUGGUUACCUUAGUAAACGCCCAGGCGUCUGCCUGGUCGUUGGAGGCCCUGGAGUCAUCCACGCUAUGGCGGGCACGCAUCACGCAGAAGCAAACGCAUGGCCGCUAAUGCUGAUGGCGGGAUCGAGCGAAUCCUACCAGCAGGGUAUGGGUGCAUUUCAGGAGUUGGAUCAAGUAGGUCUCCUGAAGCCGCACGUAAAAUUCGCUGCGAGGGCACCCUCAUUGCAUCAACUUCCGGGUACGCUGGAGAAGGCAUAUAGAACAGCCUUCUCCGGUAGACCAGGACCCACUUACGUCGACUUGCCUGCGGACCAUAUUCAAGGAAAGGUAGAGCAGCACGAAAGCCCGAGAGUCGCUCCACGUGCCAAGCAUUCACAAAGCGUAGCACCUGAGCGAGAGGUAGCUCAUGCGCUUGCUCUCCUUCGCUCUGCUCAACGCCCUCUGCUUGUCAUCGGAAAGGGUGCACAGUAUGCCCGUGCAGAAGAUCCGUUGAGGCGGCUGCUCGAGAUGAUGCCCAUCCCGUUUCUGCCUACUCCCAUGGGCAAGGGCUUGAUCUCGGACAAGCAUCCUAUGUGUAUUUCGGCAGCAAGAUCAACGGCGUUACGUGAAGCGGAUGUGGUUCUCAUAGUAGGCGCGCGGCUCAACUGGAUCUUGCAUUAUGGCCAAUCGCCCAAGUGGAACAAGGAUGUCAAGCUUAUCAGAUUGGACAUCAACGCUGAAUCGAUUGAUGACAACAAGAGCGCCGAAGUUGCGCUUGUGGGAGAUGCUUCGGCCAUAAUCGACCAGCUUUGCUAUGCUCUAGGCUCGGAACACGGCGUUACCGAUCCUUUCGCCAAGAUGUCUGACAGUCAGGCGAGCUGGUACAAAAAGCUCCUCUCGACCUGUCAUGAUAAUUCGCAAAAAUUGAUCGAAAAAGCCAUGGUAUUUCCUCGGCCCGCCAAAGGCAACGUUGGACAAGUCGCCCUUCCGCUCACCUAUCACCAAUCCUUCAACAUUAUUCGCAAAAACAUACCGGCGGAUCACGUGUUUAUCGGGGAAGGCGCCAACACUAUGGAUAUCGCUCGCAGCAUGUUUGAUGUGGUCUUACCUCGGUCCCGUCUUGAUGCUGGUACUCAAGCAACGAUGGGAGUUGGUAUGGGAUACUGUAUCGCCGCAGCGAUUUACGAGCAGAAGCGACCCGAGCGCCGACCCAUAGUGGCUGUCGUUGGGGACUCGGCUUUUGGCUUCUCCGGCUUCGAAAUCGAGACUGCAGUUCGCAACAAGUUGGGAAUGUUGAUCGUAGUGAUGAACAACGGUGGUGUUUAUAAGGGACUGCCCGUCAAGGCCUACAAUGACAUUCCCGUAGAGAAACUACCGCCGACCGCCUUACUCCCUGAACUGCGUUAUGAUCAGCUAUGCAUCUCCCUUGGCGGACUGGGUCACUGUGUGCGAACGAUUGACGAACUAGAAAAGGCAGUUCAAGACGGGAUCGACAAGCAGAAUGAAGGUAGGGUCACUCUGAUCAAUGUGCUGAUGGAUAGUGGCAGCAAAAAGAAGUUGGAGUUUGGCUGGCUAGCUUCGACGAAACCCAAAUCCAAGCUCUAAGUUGCGGCUUUGUUGUAGUACGGCAUUCAGAGAUAUUUUGUACGCGUGAGAAACGUUUAGAGACGCGCGCCUCAUGUGCGCUUUUUCCUGACGACCCCAUUUCAAGAUCUUGUG
Molecule: messenger RNA, 2006 nt
Organism: Filobasidium floriforme
Lineage: Eukaryota; Fungi; Basidiomycota; Tremellomycetes; Filobasidiales; Filobasidiaceae
Product: thiamine diphosphate-binding protein
Exons: 8
Coding region: 132-1892 (586 amino acids)
Biological process (GO): fatty acid alpha-oxidation
Cellular component (GO): peroxisome
Molecular function (GO): catalytic activity; magnesium ion binding; thiamine pyrophosphate binding
Source: RefSeq, a predicted model, not a curated record